Messenger RNA from Owenia fusiformis, 1082 nucleotides. NCBI's taxonomy places the organism in Eukaryota, Metazoa, Annelida, Polychaeta, Sabellida, Oweniidae. The record is from the annotation of a GenBank genome assembly.
GCUUAAUAGCAAUACCAGAGAGUGUACUAUAUACAAAACUAUUCAUAAUUCUCUACAUGAAUAUAUUAACCUAGGAUGAAGACCUAUCUGUACAUGUAAUAAAAUAAAACAAUAAUCUACAAAUAAAACUAUAAUGAUGACAAAAUGGAUGUGCUCUAACACUAAAGUAAGGAUAAUACUAUCAUGCUUUAUUUGUAUUGCUAUUAUCGGCAUACUUUCACGGACAAUGAUGGUGCAAUAUGUACUUGUGCUCACAAACCAUUCAUAUCAUAUGUAUGACAGAACCAUGAACAAACUAGUACAUGAUUGGACAAAUGAUGAGGAAACAAGAACUUAUAAAACUGAAGAACAUGUGUACGAUAAACAUCAUCACAAAGGUUGCAAGAGAGAUAAAAAUUCACCAUCAUAUUUAAGUGGAAUCUUUACCGAGCCAUCUGUUCAACUUGACUUUGAUAAGAGAAUUUUCUCAUAUAACGUAAGUGUUGACUUUGAGACCUUCUCUGUUAGGAUUUGGUCAGUUGCAGAACAGUGUGACAGUGAAGGAUGGAUCAGAGGAAAGAAGGGCAAAAUAAGAGGGAAUUAUGUGCUGGGACUCCAGACAACUGUGAUUGAAAUUGUGGUAUUUGAUGUAAGUAAAGACCCUCCAGUGAAUACCACACGAUAUAUACUGAAUAUAAGCCGAGAACCAAGGAGUCUGCUACAUCAUGAAGAUUUCCAAACAGAAGACUUGAAUAAGUUGAAGGUUUGCAUGUUGAGACAGGAUUGUGACCGGCUGAUCUACCCUAAUGAGCCAUGUGGACUGCAAAGGAUGGGUUACAACUCAUGGCAAUCUACAAAGAACCAUGUCAAAAAUUUUGCAGACUGUCUCUCUGGGAAUGAGCCAGGGGCCUGGUUGGUACCAUGUAUAGACUGCAAUGAUGAUAAGAAAUGCUAUUGGAAUGAAGCAAUAUGGCAGCCAAACAACUGUUCCUACCAUAGUCCUACCCUAAAACAAAUACAACACAGUUUUCAAGGAAAAAAGGUUCUUUUCCUGGGAGAUUCAACUCUCCGUGGAAUGAUGUAUUUUCUGAUUGAAGCUGUGA